UGAAACGGGAAACACCGGGAUGAUUAUAUUAUCACGAUGACGAGAAAAAUGAUAAUAAGGAAGAUGGGUGUUUCGAUGAUAUUAGAUCAAUUUCAAUUGAAAAUAAUUAUCAUUCUCGGCUUGAUUUUUUACAUCGACACAACACAAGCCGGAAGUUGCAGUGCCGCUAAGCUUUGUUGUCAAGGAAGGGAUUCCGGUUGUGUCAUACAAAAGGAAUCACCUAAUGCCAUAAUCGAAAGCCCAAGAGACAAACCGUGUUACUGCGAUCACGCGUGUCUCAAACUUGCCGAUUGUUGCGACGAUUUUAAAGAAACUUGCGGCGUGGUAGAUUGUAUAGUAAGCGAAUGGAGCGAGUGGUCAGCGUGCAAUACGGGAUGUGGCAGUGGAACACAAAAACGAACUCGCAGUAUACGAAUCUCGGAGAAAAAUGGUGGAAAGCAUUGUCCUAGACUGGAUCAAAUCAGAAGCUGUCGAAGCUUUCAAUCUUGUCACUCUGGAAUUCUUCGUCCUUUGCUUCACGACAGGAGUGUGACGUUACUAUCCUUUUUACCUGCUGAAUACAACGGUACCGAAGUUGGCAUUGAAAAUGAAAUACCCAAAAUGAGCCAUAGGUGUGUUGCAUUCACUAUCGUGCGUGCUUCCAAAGCUUGCAAAAGGAUAUCUUCUUCCUUGGCCGAAGGUACUAGAAUAUGCGUGGAGGAACGUGGACAGGAAGAUGACGAGGAAGAUAAAAAAAAUGAUGGAAUUAGUAGUAGUAUUAAUAAUAAUAAAAUUAUUAGUGGUAGUAGUAUCGAUAAUAGUAUUAGUAGUAGUAGUAGUAUUAUUAAAGAAGGUAGAAGAGGAAAGUUGUUCGUGGGUAUUGGCAGAUGGAAACUAUCGACGUCCUAUGAGGCCGGAAGUGCUGUUAGAAUUGCUAUGAAUUCGAGCUGCCAUGGGAAAUGGAUAGGCGAUUCAAGGCUUCUCAUCGAUUGCAAUGAUCCAACUUGUGGAGAUAAUACUAAUACUACUACACGUUUACGCGUCGAUAAACGUCUACGAAGAAGCUUGCAAUCCAAGGAUAAUAAUAUCGUCAACGAUAAUAACGACGAUCAGGAAAAUUAUAACGAUCACGAUUACAAUGAUGAUGAUAAUUAUUUUCGAAGGACCAAAGAAGAUAUUAGGGAAAGGUGCAGAAGAAGGAGGAGGGGUAGACGACGAAAGAGAAGCAGAAGAAGAAGACACGAUCUUUUUAAUGUCAAAUCUUAAUUCUAUAAACACGAUUAUAUUAUUAUGUUUAUUAUUAUUAUUAUUAAUGUACGAACUUGUGAACAAAAAAGAACAAAAAAAAAAAACACACACACAUACACUCAGAUACUUAUACGCAAAUAGAGGAAUCCAUCGUGUAUCUUG
Molecule: messenger RNA, 1389 nt
Organism: Polistes canadensis
Lineage: Eukaryota; Metazoa; Arthropoda; Insecta; Hymenoptera; Vespidae
Gene: vex
Exons: 6
Coding region: 37-1245 (402 amino acids)
Source: RefSeq, a predicted model, not a curated record